UGUCAAAGACUCUGGGCAAGCUCUCCCCGCCCCUGUGUGUAAAGAGGCCCAGUGACAGCUCAGAGAAUGUGUGUGCUCGAGCAGGCUCAUAAACCACAAAGCUCUGGCUUUACACAGAGGUUGCACACACUCCUAGUCAUGACUGUCAGGAUAUCUGAUUUGGAAUAUUAAGCAUAUUUCUUACUUUGUAAUCCCUAUUUGGAAAUGGAGACCCUUCUUGCAAAGGCUCUGUUUGAUAACGUUGCAGAGUGUCCUGAUGAACUGGCAUUCCGAAAGAGCGACAUUGUCACAGUGAUGGAUCAAAAUGUAGUUGGUAGCCGUGGAUGGUGGAAGUGCUCAUUGUAUGGACGUCAAGGUCUGGCCCCUGCCAACCGGCUGCAGAUCCUACCCAAGGUGCUAAGUGCUGAACAUUCAAAAUCACCCAACUGCCAAAACAGUGACAGUCCCCAGAAUAUCUAUCAAAUCCCAAGUGGACCCAGACUGUCCACCACAUCAUCUUAUGAAUGCAUGGACAGGAUCUAUAAGAUCCCCUCCAGUCCUUUGUCCAAGAGUCCUCUCCCUUCCCCACUCAAGAAAAGCACAGAAAUACUUGAGGGAAACAGCAAGGCUUUGGCCCCUAGCAUCCUCUCUAGUCCCAAGGGGGAGGUUUAUGAUGUCCCAAGCCUUGGCAGAGGGGCGUCUCUGUUAACUCCAUCACAAAGGCAACCUUUGGAAAGAAAGGCCUCCCUGAUUAAAACCUCAGAGUUGGAGAGGAGAUUUCAUACCUUGGGUAUAAAGAGCGACAAUUCAAGUGAUUCCUAUGUAUAUGCAGUUCCACCACCUGUAUCCCAGGAUCCUAGCUACGAUAUUCCUGUGCCCUCAUCUACUGAAGCUCAACAGAGACUGGCAAGUGGGUACAACACCCUUCCCAACCCUCGUAAAUCCGAGUGGAUCUAUGAUGUACCCAUGUCUCCUGAGAAGCCUGGUCACGAGCAGGGUUACAAUGGUACCAUGCCCAGCAAAGUAAUGAGCCCAGCAAGGCAGCUCUACGACACUCUACCAGCACAUGUCUGGCCUGUGCGAAGCCCAAGCUCUGCUCUUUCUCUCUAUGAUAUACCAAAACCUUGCUCCAAUCAAACAAGAAAGGACCAAGACGCCCACAGUCCACCAACAGUGAUUCCAAGGGUUCCCACAUAUGACAAACCACCUGUACAGAAGCUGUCCGAGGACAGUGUGUAUGCAGUGCCACCACAGGAGCAGUCUUCCAUUCGACGCCUCAGCGACUCCUACAAAGGCCACGUGCCCCUGGAGUGCCGAGGAGACACUGGUCCCAACUACGACCACUCCAGAGGGCGCAUGCAGCGUGGCAGGAUGGACUUGGUGUCAGCUUCUCUGCGUAACCGGCCAGGGACCAGGGGCUCACUGGUUCAGGAGGAGGACAAGAGAAGCAGUGCUUCACACAUGUCAGCGACUGACAGUCAGAGAAGUAGCACAGCCUCCAGCUCCUCCACCAGCUCCUGUGACUCCCUGGCUCUGAGUUCCUCUUCUCCAGAGCCUCUACGGGAGGUUACCCUCAGCCAGGAGGAGGUAGGCCGCAGACUUCUGGUGCUCCAGGAAGCUGUGUGCAGGGCUGUUCCCAAGCUCAUGGAUUUUGUCAGUAGCCGCUGGAGGAGCAAGGAGCACCUGGGGAAACACUUGAAGGAGAUCAAAGGUGCAGCAGAGAGAAUCACAUGCUCUGUGACCGUGUUUCUGGACUUUGCCUUGGACCUCAAGGGCAAUGCCCGUCGUCUAACUGAUGCCAACCUGCAGGCCAGGCUCAACAAGCAGCUUUCCAUCUUGGAGGACUCAGGUCUGAUCUUGCAGAAGGCCAUGAGUGCUCUAAAUGUGGCUGGAUGGCCUCUGGAUACUCUUUCCCAGGACCCAGGACAAGCUCAGACACCUGAUCCGCUCGAGCGCUUUGUCAUGGUGGCCCGUACUGUGCCAGAGGAUGUCAAGCGACUGGUGUCCAUCCUCAAUGCUAAUGGGAAGCUUCUGUUCAGGUCUGUGCCAAGAGAACCAGACAAUCCCAAUUCCACAAUUUUACCAGAAACAAAGAAGUGUCACAAUGAGACUGAACAAUUGGAUGAUCUCGUGGAAGAUGAAAAUGAUUAUGUUCAAUUACAGACUAAAACAGAGUUUGAAAAACAACAGAAAAUAGCACAGGGGAAGCCAAUGAUUGAGCCGAAAGGGGGUUCCAAAAAGCCAAAGGAGGACCAGCCACAACCUUCCCAAGAAGCUCAGGUUGAUGUGGAGGGACCAAGAAGAGCUGUACUUCCAGAACACUGUCGUUUAUAUUUUGGUGCUCUACAGAAGGCCAUAAGUGCGUUUGUGAACAGUCUAGUAGAUGGCCAGCCACCUGAGAAUUUCAUAUCCCACAGUAAGUUGGUGAUCAUGGUGGGCCAAAGACUAGUGAACACCCUGUGCAGGGAGGCCCACAGUGGAGAGACUAGCCAGAGCCUGCUGUGUCAGUGCAACCACCUGUGUGCACUCCUAAAACAGCUGGCUGUGGCCACCAAGAAGGCGGCUUUGCACUUCCCAGACACAACAGCCCUAGAUGAAGCCCAGAACUUUGCAAAGGAGCUGGCCCAACAAGCACAGCACUUUCGGAAUUCGCUGGACAUAUGAAAGUGCACUGUGAACUGCUGUCUCAUGGUCUCAGUAAGCCACUGGUAUUAUAAACAUCUUUUUUUCUGGUUUGAUAGCUAAAUUCAACCACUGUUGUCUCUAAACUUCCCUGACCAAAAUAUUUUAUAUGUUUCAUAAUUAUUUCUAUAAAUAUAUUUAAAAAUGAAAAUAUUGUUCAAUGUUGAAAGAAAAUGCCACAAGACCCCUACAUAAAAGGGUUUUAGAAGAGGUUUGUAGUGACUAGUAAUAUUACAUUGGUAAAUGUAACAGUACACAUAUCAUCUGUGAUAAAAGACCAGCAUAUCAGAUGAAGCCAAAUCGAAUUUUACUUAGGCACCAUGUUCGUAAAAGUAAUGUGUAAUUAUGUGAUUGAUUUCUGUAUAUUUGAAUGUUAUUACAGCAAUUAAUGUAUAAUAAUGUUUUUAUUUGUGUUUUUUAUAUCAGACUUUUGUUUCACCGCCAAUAUUUGCUUUAAGAUGUUGUUUUUUGUAUCCCAAUAUGCUGUAUGAUUGCAAUUUAAUUUAGAAUAUAAACACAUUCAUACUAUUAGGAAUAAAA
This is a messenger RNA of Hypomesus transpacificus, 3201 nucleotides long. RefSeq names its product Cas scaffold protein family member 4 (gene cass4). The transcript is spliced from 7 exons. Gene Ontology annotation, cellular component: cytoplasm; plasma membrane. Gene Ontology annotation, molecular function: protein binding. The coding region runs from base 205 to 2643 and encodes 812 amino acids. Lineage: Eukaryota; Metazoa; Chordata; Actinopteri; Osmeriformes; Osmeridae. Gene Ontology annotation, biological process: cell migration; cell surface receptor protein tyrosine kinase signaling pathway. The record is from RefSeq and is a predicted model, not a curated record.